Molecule: messenger RNA, 2052 nt
Organism: Spodoptera litura
Lineage: Eukaryota; Metazoa; Arthropoda; Insecta; Lepidoptera; Noctuidae
Source: RefSeq, a predicted model, not a curated record
AUGCGCCGCGCGCCACCGCUGCUGCUGCUGCUGCUGGCGACAGCCGCCGCCGGCGAGCCCCCGCAAGUCGUCGCCAAUGAAUCCAUCGACGCGCUUAUCAGCAAUGAUACCAUCGUCGUCGACAAUCACAACGGUACGCUGGUGCUGCGUGAUGUGAACGGUACCGAGAUUGAGCUAGACGGUGCCCCCGAUGAAGUAGUGCGGAAGAAACGGACUUUUGGCGACAUAGUGUUUAGAGGCUUAGCUGACGUGCUCGGCUACAGUGUGCAGAGGAAGCCUCCUCAAGCUGAAUUCCCGCCUCCUCUUGCGCCAGUCCCCGGGAUUGACGCUCCACUGGCUGGGCCGGCACCUGCCCCUGCCCCGGCCCCCGCUCCGGCAGCUCCCCCGUGUGGGCAGCCCCGUGCAGCUGCACCGCCACCCUGCAGAGCCGUAAAGCCGCCCCCGCCACCACCUCCACCACCCCGACCUAAGGCCGUACCUCCGUGCCCAAAACCCCGAGCGGCACCGCGACCCAAACCUAAGCCGACUCCACCGAAACAAGCCGACAACCUCGAAAGGAUCACCUCGAAUCUUAGAUUAAACUUCAACUUUAAUCGAAGUCCCGUCACUCCGGUUACACCAGCCCCUGCACCGGCCGCCGAAGCAGUUCAAAACGAAGCUGAAGCCCAGGUAGACAGUCAGGAACAGUUCGUGCCAAUACCUAUUGCACCUCGUGCAGCAAAACUACCGCAAACCGAACCGCGACAGCCGCGCGUAUACGUCGAUGCGUUUGUUGUUAGAAACGGAGUGGCGCGCCGAGUUAACACAGUUGACGCAAAACAGUUCGAUCCGCAGAGAGCUAACAAUUUCGACGAAGACUACCUCGCUUACGAUGACGACGCCGCUCGACAACAGCUGGACGACGAUGACGACGAUUAUGAAGACGUGCAGGAGUCUCGGGACCGCGAAGCAGCUGUGCGACAGUUCGGUAACGCUGUGGACCAAUUUUGGCAAAAUAAAAAGCAGCAGAGAAAGCCAGCUCAGCAGAAGGCUCAGAGACUUCCCGCUAAUCAUUAUCAGAACGUACAUUUCGGAGACAGAGAUCUAGGCGACCAAAUACGCCGCCAUGACCGUGACGAUUCUCAUCAGAGUCUGCAGCGCGAGCGACCUCGUCCCAACAGGAUCCCACUGCCUUUGCCGGAAGCAGAAGAUGACUCUGAGGUCACAACCACGACAGAAGAUCCCAAAAAACCUUUGAAACCGCGCGUGUUGCCGCCAACCGAGCACAACCCGAAUCAAAUCGAUACAGUCACGGUACGAGUGCCACCGAUAUACCGUGAGAAACGACCGAGAAAGCUGCAUCGCGAGCGCCCAGAGCAACCAGACAGGGACGAGGAGGAAUACGAGCAACCGAGGUACGACCAGCCCAGGGAGUUCAGCAGCACGGAGCAGCAAGAGUACGAACAGCACAGCGAGCAGGACACCGACGGGGACGACAGCUCCCUGGCGCCCCGCACCGAGCGACCUGCCAAGCGCAAGCGGCGCCGCAAGCAGAGCCGCAAGACGCGCGCUACCGGCGAGUACUACACCGCCGGAGAUUACGACUACUACGGUAACAAGGUACCCGUCUCGAAAGAAGAGAAGUUUUAUAUGGAUCUAACAGUACCGCCGCCCACUGUCGACUCAGAUGUAGCAAGACACGAGAAGCCUGUCGACAGCGGAUAUUUUCUAGAAGAUCAUGAACGGAUACGAGAAGACCCAAGCCAUAGGAUCCGAGACGACGACAGGAGUAAUGAAUCGGGCGACUCGGAGCGAGCUGAUGAUAGGGAGCGAGCUGGCGACGAGGAGCGGAGUGCAGAGGACAAGGAGCGAUCCGUGGAGGACAAGGAGCGCGCUGGAGAGGAGGGCCGCGCGGACGAGCGCGAGCGCACCGACCGGCUGAGUCCCAACGCACGCGUGCGCGAGACUGGCUACCAGAGCAACUACGUGCGCGCCACCAACGUGCAAGUGGACAACCCGCGGCCCGCCUUCUCCGUCGUCUCCAGCAAACAGAAGCCGACCAACAAGGCGUGA